Molecule: messenger RNA, 1066 nt
Organism: Bombus impatiens (common eastern bumble bee)
Lineage: Eukaryota; Metazoa; Arthropoda; Insecta; Hymenoptera; Apidae
Product: collagen alpha-2(IV) chain-like
Exons: 5
Source: RefSeq, a predicted model, not a curated record
ACGGCACACUGCGUGUACAAUACGAAGAGAUCAUCAUCUGUACGAGACUGAGAUCGUCGUGACGAUGCCUUGCUAAACGGAAGCAACCGGUGCGUCAGGAUGGUCGGCCGUGUGCGCGCCGCUUUCUUCAGCCUGGUGAUUGCCACAUCUCUGUUGCAAUACACACAGCAACAAGGAAGCAGGCAGAGUAGAGAAGUAAUAUUGAACAUCAGUGACGAGCAGAAAAUUCAAUACCUAAAUCAAGAUUUCUAUUCGAAUGCAUAUAAUUAUGGCUAUGAAGUAAGUCCCAACGGGCAAUUUCAUCACGAGGUACGCGGUCCAGACGACAUCACGUAUGGAUGCUAUGGAUAUAUUGAUCCAUUUGGAAAGCUGAAAACAACGUUCUACAUCAGCGAUGGUUGGGGAUAUCGAGUUGUUCAACCAGGAAACUCGGUUGAAUUGUUCCUUCAUGAACACGAACAUCACCACGAAGAUGACACAGGACAACAUCAUCAGGAACAUGAUGAUCAUCACGAUCAUCAUGGGGUGAUUACAGAAUGGGCAAAUCUGUAUUUCCCAGAAAUAUGUAGACAAUUCGAUGGAACGGGUUCAGGAUCAAGCGUCAUACCAAUACCAGGAUAUCCCGGAAUGCCAUCACAACCAGGAUAUCCAGGCAAACCAGGAACUCCUGGUAUACCUGGCACGCCUGGUACGCCUGGUACGCCUGGAACGCCAGGACAACCCGGGUAUCCUGGAACACCACCACAACCUGGCACUCCUGGCACACCUGGAACGCCAGGNNAACCCGGCUACCCUGGAACACCACCACAACCCGGAUACCCAGGCACACCUGGAACACCUGGUACACCGGGAACACCAGGGUAUCCUGGAACACCACCCCAACCUGGAUACCCAGGUAAACCCGGAACACCUGGCACUCCUGGCACACCUGGAACGCCAGGGCAACCCGGCUACCCUGAAACACCACCACAACCCGGAUACCCAGGCACACCUGGAACACCUGGUACACCGGGAACACCGGGAACACCAGGGUAUCCUGGAACACCACCACAACCUGGAUACCCAG